GUGUGUUUCUUAAAUCAAAAAAUGAAUGGUUUUUGUGUUUCAAUCGAAAGUUAUAACUUUAAACAGUAUUUAUGAAGUGUGCCCGUGCAAAUAAAAACUUCACACUGAUACCUAUCAUCUGAAAAAAAAUUAGUUAAUUAAGUUUGAUAAAUAGUGGAAUUAUACGAAUUUACUUUCCGUCCGGACUUUUGGGACACCCUGUAGAUCGAAAUGCGAAGUAUCAACUUAUAUGAAUAACUUUUUUGUGUUAUUUAGACCAAGGUCAACAAGCGAUAAGUAAGUAUCGUAAUCUAUAGAAAAAGAACAUGUUUCUUUACUAUUUACGACAGAUGGCGAAGAAACACCAAUUUCUCAUCCGAUUUAAUAGAAAUUUGCCUCAGUAUAAGAAGAAAUCAUGUGCGUAUAGACAGUAUACUGUACUACAGAUCGAGACUCAAUUAUGACCGUAAUGUCAAGAACUACUAUUAGAUUCGAUCAUUGGUACAUUCACACACUUACACCAAUACCUCCCAUUCUCAACAAGUAUGAACAACAAUUUUAUUUUAUAAAGCCCCUCAUUAUACUAUAAAUUCUAAAUUAAAGCACACACUUAUGUUCUACUUAUUAUUUCUAAUAACUCGAGACGAAAAUAUGUAAUCGUCAACCAUUUAGAAGGCUUUAUAAUUUUGUCUGUUCUAUGUGUUGAUGUAUUACUAACAAAAUCAUGUCACUCAUUCAUUCUACGCAUGAAUAGUCUGUAUAUUAUAGUGAAAAAAAGAAAAACAAACAUCGUACAUGUCUAUCAAUCUGACGAAAUAUUUCUAACUAACAAAUGUAGCUAUAUAGAUAUAUAGUGAAAAAAAAAUAGAUGAAAAAUAUUGGAUUAUUUUUUGUUAAAUUUUAUGUUUUCUUUGAAGGCUUUGAUAUGCGUGGAAUUUGGUGUAUAUUUGGUUCAUCAGUUGAUACUCAUCAACAAGUUCCAAGUUGUUUUAAUAUUGCACAUCGUAGUUCUGACUGUUUUCGUUUUGAGAAUGUUAAUCAUUUUUCAAAAUGUGUUUUUGGUUUUUAUCGUCUCACAAUUGUUGAUAAUAUUUAUGGUAUGCAACCAAUGCGUAUCACAGUAGUAUCAAAUCAAUCAUUAAAAGUUGAACCUGUGGAAUCGGGUACAUAUGAAGAAUAUAAAUUAAAUAAAAAUGAAAAAGUACAAUUUGUUAAAAAAGAACGUUUUCAUUCGAUUGAAACAUUUCCAAAAUAUGAUGUUAAUGUUAAUUUAACAGGUAAUUAA
This is a messenger RNA of Rotaria sp. Silwood2, 1264 nucleotides long. The record is from the annotation of a GenBank genome assembly. NCBI's taxonomy places the organism in Eukaryota, Metazoa, Rotifera, Eurotatoria, Philodinida, Philodinidae.